GAGGAGGUGUCCGUCUCUUUCACGGAGGCUGAGUGGGCCCUGCUGGAUCCAGGACAAAGAGCUCUAUACAGGGAAGUCAUGCUGGAGAACUAUGGGUGUGGAAAGUACUUCAGAAGUAGAUCGCAGCUCCUUGUGGACCAAGGAACCCACACAGGGGAGAAACCAUUCAAAUGCACAGAGUCUGGAAAGAGAUUAAGGAGGUUUGCAAAUCUUCAGGAACAUCAGAGAACUCAUACAGGGGAGAAACCAUUUUCCUGCAAAGAGUGUGGAAAGAGAUUCCGGAGGAGUGGCCGUCUUGAAGAGCAUCAAAGAACUCACAGGGGGGAGAAACCUUUUGAAUGCACAGAGUGUGGGAAGAGAUUCAGUCGGAUUAGCAGUCUCCAACGGCAUCAAGUAAUUCACACGGUAGUGAAACCUUUUGAAUGCACCGAGUGUGGAAAGAGAUUCAGUCAGAGUAGCAGUCUUCAAGGCCAUCAAAGAACCCACACAGGGCAGAAACCUUUUGAAUGCACAGAGUGUGGAAAAAGAUUCAGUCACAGUAGUCAUCUUCAAGAGCAUCAAAGAACUCACACAGGGGAGAAACCUUUUGAAUGCACAGAGUGUGGGAAGAGAUUCAGUCGGAUUGGCAGUCUCCAACAGCAUCAAGUGAUUCACACGGGAGUGAAACCUUUUGAAUGCACCGAGUGUGGAAAGAGAUUCAGUCGUAGUAGCACUCUUCAAGAGCAUCAAAGAACCCACACAGGGGAGAAACCUUUUGAAUGCACAGAGUGUGGAAAAAGAUUCAGUCACAGUAGUCAUGUUCAAGAGCAUCAAAGAACUCAUACAGGGGAGAAACCUUUUGAAUGCACCGAGUGUGGAAAGAGAUUCAGUCAGAGUAGUAGUCUUCAAGUUCAUCAAAGAACCCACACCGGGGAGAAACCUUUUGAAUGCACAGAGUGCGGAAAAAGAUUCAAUCAGAGUAGUCGUCUUCAAGAACAUCAAAGAACUCAUACAGGGGAGAAACCUUUUGAAUGCACCGAGUGUGGAAAGAGAUUUAGUCAUAGUAGCAGACUUCAAGAGCAUCAAAGAACCCACACCGGGGUGAAACCUUUUGAAUGCACCGAGUGUGGAAAGAGAUUCAGUCUUAGCAGCAGACUUCAAGAGCAUCAGAGAACCCACACAGGGGAGAAACCUUUUGAAUGCACAGAGUGUGGGAAAAGAUUCAGUCAGAGUAGUAGUCUUCAAGUCCAUCAAAGAACCCACACAGGGGAGAAACCUUUUGAAUGCUCAGAGUGUGGGAAGAGAUUCAGUUGGAGUAGCACUCUUCAAGAGCAUCAAAGAACCCACACAGGGGAGAAACCUUUUGAAUGCACAGAGUGUGGUAAGAGAUUCAGUUGGAGUGGCAAUCUCCAGCAGCAUCAAGUAACCCACACAGGGGAGAAACCUUUUGAAUGCUCAGAGUGUGGGAAGAGAUUCAGUACAAGUGGGCAUCUUAAACGGCACAAAAGAAUCCACACAGGGGAGAAACCUUUUCAGUGCUCACAGUGUGGCAAGAGAUUCAGUCUUAGUAGCAGACUUCAAGAGCAUCAAAGAACCCACACAGGGGAGAAACCUUUUGAAUGCACAGAGUGUGGGAAAAGAUUCAGUCAGAGUAGUAGUCUUCAAGUCCAUCGAAGAACCCACACAGGGGAGAAACCUUUUCAGUGCUCAGAGUGUGGAAAGAGAUUCAGUUUGAGUAGCAAUCUGCAACGGCAUCAAGUAACUCACACAGGGGAGAAACCUUUUGAAUGCACAGAGUGUGGGAAGAGAUUCAGUCAAAGCUACGGUCUUCAACGGCACCGAACAAUCCACGCAGGGGAGAAACCUUUUGAAUGCGCAGAAUGUGGUAAGAGAUUUAGUUGGAGUGGCAAUCUCCAACGGCAUCAAGAAACCCACACGGGAGAGAAACUUUUUGAAUGCACCGAGUGUGAAAGGAGAUUCAGUCACAAUAGCAGUCUUCAAGAGCAUCAAAGAACCCACACG
Messenger RNA from Heteronotia binoei (common prickly gecko), 2001 nucleotides. RefSeq names its product oocyte zinc finger protein XlCOF6-like. Lineage: Eukaryota; Metazoa; Chordata; Lepidosauria; Squamata; Gekkonidae. The annotation marks the transcript as partial. The transcript is spliced from 2 exons. Gene Ontology annotation, biological process: regulation of immune system process; negative regulation of transcription by RNA polymerase II; regulation of cytokine production. The record is from RefSeq and is a predicted model, not a curated record.